AUGGCUCCGAAGGCAGUCAAUCCGAGGGCAAAAGAAAUGGAGGAUUAUGACAAGGAGCAGUUCAUGCUCAUGCAGCAGCGACACAAGCUCCAGAAGGACACGCAGCUGGAGGUCCGAAACACCAAGUACAACAUGAGCCGGAUACAAGAGAGCUGGCUCAAGAUCAUGCGCUCUGCAAAAACCAAGCAGCUCAAAAAGCAGGUUGAAAUCAUCUCGCAGAACCACGAGCGUGAUGUAGACCGAAAGGAUGCCAUCCUUCAAAUGUUGGAUCGCGACCUUGAUGAGGCUGAGGAGCAGCACCAAGUAGCGGUGCGCAGCCACCUGCUGAACGUGGACCGACUCCUGGAGAUCCAGCAGAGCAGGCUGCUGGCCUUGGAUGAAGAGUUCAAGCGGGAUGUGGCGACUCUACAGGAGGAGUUCCGAAUUGAACGCGAGCACAUCCAGGAACGGCACGCCCUCGAGAAGCGAGAGCUGGCGUUGAUCGUGGAGCAAGUUGAGCGCGAGGAGAAGAAUAGAGAACAGGCUGACAUCUCGGACCACCAGGGCCAGUUCGAGCUCAUUCGCAACAAGAACAUUGAGGAAGAUCACCAGAUGCGCUCCGGCUUGGAGGAGCAAAUCGAAGAGACCAGAGCAAGGUGUAAAGACAAGCUGCUGACCUACGAAAGGUCCACGGAGACCAGUACAGCCGACUACAAGGACUACUUGAAAAAGGAUGCCACCCUGAGCGACCAGGUUGAAAGAAGGCUCCGACAAGUAGAGCGGAUGCAGGCUGCAAUCCAGCACUGGAAGCAGAAGAUUGCCCAAAACAGGCAGGAGUGCGAGGAGCGGAACCAGCAGCUGCGUACAGAGAAAGACCACAUCGCCAAGCACUUCCAGGAGUUGAAGGCGAAGAUGAAUCACUUCAGAACCGAGGGCAAGAAGCGCUUGUCUGAUUUGACCAUGAAUGCGAGGAACUGCAUCAAGUCGCUGAAAGAUCAGCUGGCCCUGGCCGAACGCAUAUUGAAGACAGCGGAGUUGUGCAGGAAGUUUGAAACGGAGCGUGAGAAGGUUCUUCCAUUUUACCUCUCCCGUGACAUCCUGCAAGAGUUCGAAGAGGGCGAGCUGGAAUUCGGCGAUGAGGACUUUAGAGAGGAAAUCAAGAAGGAGCUUUCGGACGUGGGCAUCGACGAGUGGACUUAUCUUGACAACUUCUUCAAGCGCUUCAACAAGGUGAAGCUGGACUACCACGCCGUGGAACAGGAAGGAAAGCGUCUCACCAAGGAGAAUGUACAGCUGCGCUCCAUUCUGAAGCAGUUCUUGGAUGGUGUCAGCGUCAACGAGGACGUGCUGUCGGCCCCGAACCCGCUUCUGGUGGUGAACGGCAAGGUCAAUCUGAACCACGUGCCGGUCAAGCGCACCGCAGACAAAACUGUCUAUGUGGAGGCAGCUCAUCAUGCCGGCAACACCGUGGUCAGGCAUUGA
Molecule: messenger RNA, 1461 nt
Organism: Effrenium voratum
Lineage: Eukaryota; Dinophyceae; Suessiales; Symbiodiniaceae
Source: the annotation of a GenBank genome assembly